This is a messenger RNA of Ornithodoros turicata, 2255 nucleotides long. RefSeq lists its product as uncharacterized. The record is from RefSeq and is a predicted model, not a curated record. Lineage: Eukaryota; Metazoa; Arthropoda; Arachnida; Ixodida; Argasidae. Bases 350 to 1663 code for a protein of 437 amino acids. Gene Ontology annotation, cellular component: plasma membrane. The transcript has 6 exons. Gene Ontology annotation, molecular function: G protein-coupled receptor activity. Gene Ontology annotation, biological process: G protein-coupled receptor signaling pathway.
ACGAAGCGUGUGCCGCGAUCGAUAGCUCUUGGUCGUCGGCGGUUGAGAGUAAGUCACCUGCUGCGCCUCGUGCAGUAGUACCGUUGCGCUGUGGAUGGUCGGACGCUGCUCUGUCUUCGACAAACUUUGGCGUGCAUUUCCCGGACCGGUACUCGUGUCGCCCCUUACGUGUCUCCGCUCUGUGGGACAGAGCUCCGGCUCGUGUGUUUCCUUCGUGAUACGACUCUUACGACAUUCGUAUCUUGGAUACUGUCGUAGUCAGUGGAGCUGCAAGAAGGGGAAAUUUAUGUGGAGUACUGCGUACAGGAGACGUCAAGGCUGACACGCUGACAUCAGUCCUGGCAGCACCAUGCCUUCGAAUUAUCUCUUUCGAAAUAUUGGGCAGCACGGCCUCUCCAACAUUACACACAUGGGUGAAGAUCUCAGUGUGGCCACCUGGCACAGUGGAGUGCGCUCUUCUGACGAGGGUGCUCCAAACCCGGACUUCGGAAUCGCUCUGGCCAUACUGAGACAUCUCCAUACGUUCUUCGUCCCACUGCUCAUCGUGUUGGGCUUAAUUGGGAACGGCCUCUCGUUCGUCACGUUCCUCUUCACACGGCUACGCGUCCGAGCGUCCAGCUUCUAUUUAGGCACUUUGGCGCUGUCCGACUUCGGUUACCUCUUCAUCAUGGCCUUCGUGUGGUUGGACAAGCAAGGCAUCAGAGUGCUGAACCAACGCGGAAUGUGCCAGAUCAUUCUGUUCCUGUCGUCUACGUUCAGCUUCUGGUCCGUCUGGCUGACGGUGACCUUCACCGCUGAACGCUGCCUGGCUGUCCAAUGUCCCCUAUGGCGGCUCCAACUCAGUACCAGAAAUAGAGCACGAAUCACCAUUGUGGCUACAUCUGUGGCGUCACUGCUGCUCAAUUCCUACCUCCUGGUACUCACGGAUGUAGUCGUGCUCGAUAACGGCAAGUCGGAAUGCGAACCACGCCCUGACUUCGAACACAUUCUCCACUACGCUAACAUCAUGGACACUGUGAUUACCCUCGUCGUUCCUUUCGUGCUCAUCGUGAUCAUGAACUUCAUGAUUGGCCGGGCGCUCUACUUAUUUAACUCUCGAAGAAGGCUGCACCGGAUCAACAGCUCACAGCUCACGUCCACUGAUGCUGCCAAGGAUGAGCCUUGCCCCCACUGCACAAGCGGUUCUCCAUCUUCAAAUAGCAAUCCCUGCAACAGAGGUCCGCAAGAGCCAUCAUCUGAAGCAGGAAGCGUCUGUAGCCAUAAUAGGCCGCCCCCUCCGCCUCCUCCUGCAGCGGAAAUCCUCCAUCCAAGCCAGAUAAACGUCUUUCGAAUGCUGUUUCUCGUCUGCACGGUAUUCAUCAUCCUCAACCUUCCCAGCUACGCAGUGCGAGUGCACGUCUUUGUGCUGUCCGUCAGCCACAAGCCCGUGCCGGAACACGUCUUCCUGUUGCAGCGCUACUUCAUGUUGCUCUAUUACACGAAUUUUGCUGUGAACAUUAUUCUGUACAACGUCAGUAGUCGAGUAUUUCGCCGGGUGAUGAAGCAGUAUGUCUCGACAAAGUGGCAGAUUAUUUCCGGCAUGUGCCGCAAUCCUUCUUAUUCUGAAUCAAGCGACCCGGGUUCCACAAAGGACAACAAGCUGGCACGUAACUAUGUGAUGUGAUACACGACAUCGUCCCGAGUAGCACGCUAGGAGUCAGGCUGCGGGGACACGUGCAUGAAAAAUGGGCGAAGAUAGUCAGAGAUCUAUUUUCAUCACAAGUGGCGCCAUUUGGUGCUGGCAAUGGUUGAAGACGAAUGGACGUGGGAGCAACUCGUGUGCGAACAGGCGUGGUAGGACCGCAUGGGGUUCCACUGGCCCAAAUCAGUGUUGUGUCCUACUGUGUGCGUCAAUAUGAUCUUCAAUGAAGCAGAUGUGAGUGUCCCAUUGCCUUUUAGUGUGUUUCACGAAAACUUCACGUGUAUAACAGCGGCUGCGUUCUUGCCAGCAUCGCAUGUCACCAUCGCUAUUCAUUCAUUUAUUGUUGUUGUUCGCUCUUGCAUGUGUUUCAGCUGUUACUAAUCUGUUCCCUGUCACACAAAAUUCAUGUGGUGUGCAUUUGCAUUCCGAACGAUUCCAGCGCGCAGUAUUCCUCGCCCUUGUCAUUGGCAUGUUCAUUGUACGUGAAAGACCAAUAGUUUUUCUCUCGUUGUGUGUUGUAUGUCGGUAUGCCGUAAAUAAUGAUUCCUCUGCGUAAACAUGUAAUGUACUGGAA